AGGCGGCGGCGCGCGUUGCUGGGCCGGUGUCCUGGCAACCCCGGAACGCGCCUCCGCGGGUGAGGCAGGUGGCCGCGGCGUCCCUCUUGCCCUUGGCUCUCGGAUCCUCGGCCUGCAGUUCGGCUGCCGGUUGGGUUUGGUCUUUUCUUUGUCUCCGGCUCGCUUUUUAAUAUUUAAAUCAGCAUCUGCACGGCUGAGUCCAUGGACGCUGGAAGCGGUCCUGGGGGCUGUCGUCUCCGCCCCCUCCACAGCAGAGACCUGAAGAAGGUUCAAGACAAAGGAGACUCUGACAUCACCACGGGAGAGAAGAGAUACAAUACCAAGCACAAUGAUCUUCUGGAAUCUAAGGGAUGCUUUGCCAACAUAACAUCAUCUGGCAGAAGGGUCAGCCUCUCAUCUACUGAAACAGGUCUGAGUGUCGGUAAGCCUCUCAGCCCUUGCAGAGGCCUUGUCCACCUAGACCCUGCUGCAGAGUUGGAUCUGAAAUCCUCCUCCUCACAUUCUGAUCACUCCUCUGAAACUUCAUUGCCUGAAGUCCAAAAGGAUAAAUAUCCCCAGGAAUUCAGCCUGCUCAAGUUGCAGACAAAAGAUGGGCAGCGUCCUGAGUGGACAUUUUAUCCAAGGUUUAGCAGCAACAUCCACACCUACCAUGUUGGAAAGCAGUGUUUCUUUAACGGGGUCUUCCUCGGCAAUACGAGGUCUCUGUCAGAGAGGAUAGUGGACAAGAGCCUUGGGAGAAAGAAAUAUGUUCUUGACCCCAGGAAUGGAAUCCCAAAGUUAACUCCAGGAGAUAAUCCAUAUAUGUAUCCAGAACAGAGUAAAGGCUUCCACAAAGCAGGAUCAACUCUCCCUCCAGUGAAUUUUUCAGUAGUGCCUUAUGAAAAGAAAUUUGAUACGUUUAUUCCACUUGAGCCUCUUCCACAAAUCCCCAACUUGCCUUUCUGGGUGAAGGACAAGGCCAACAUGCUGAAGAGCGAGAUAAGAGAAGUCGAAGAGCUUGACAACUGGCAGCCAGCGAUCUCCUUGCUACACAGUUUGCUACCUGCUGGUGGGUCAAAGGACUUUCAAAAAAUAGCAUAACAACUGGAGGCAACCCCGGAGGAGCAGGCUUUUGAGAGGCUUCACAAUGGAGAGGAGAGAGGCAGAGCCUCUCCCAGGUGGAUGGUAUCCUUUGCCCCGAGGUGGCCCCUGGGCAGAUGUCACGGCUGUGGGUUGCUGUCAAGUAUAUGUUCGAGAACUGUUGGUCUUGUGAUGGAGCACAGCCUUUAACUGUGCCUCUAUCCACAGGUUCUUUCGACUUUCCAAGAUAGUCCUGAACAGAAACAGGUCCAGGAAGCAGGCACCGACUGGCCCCUGGAGAGCCUUUUCCUGUUGAUUGCUUCUGUUAGUGCAACUGUUCUAAAUCAAAUGUUUGACUUGGAUGCAAAA
Dama dama (fallow deer) is the source of this 1428-nucleotide messenger RNA. It is a transcript of the gene SPATS1, whose product is annotated as spermatogenesis associated serine rich 1. NCBI's taxonomy places the organism in Eukaryota, Metazoa, Chordata, Mammalia, Artiodactyla, Cervidae. The transcript has 8 exons. The coding region runs from base 202 to 1080 and encodes 292 amino acids. The record is from RefSeq and is a predicted model, not a curated record.